CAGGUUUUGCAGGGCGCACGACCUUGAUUAAAUGAUUGGAAAACGUCCACGCUCUUUCUCACUGUCGCUGCAACCUCCGCCUAUCGCAUCGAAGGAAUUUAAAUUCUCCGCCCCUCACUCUCCUGCCUCAUCUGGAGCGGCCACCUCGAUCGCACGCCAGAAGCUCGCAAAGGCCUUGGACUUGAUAUCUGGAGGGGAGGCUAAGGAUACAGAAAGUGUUACGCAGUUAUUGCGCGACUGUAUUCACCGUGCCCGAAUCUAUUUUGAUGACGAAAGUAAGACUGUAAUUUCCACGGCAAGUACUGUUUUGGCCCGCCUGCACGAGAUUCAACACAACGACCAGCGACGUUCCUCUCGAAAGCUUUAUGAAUCUGCGGUGCAUGCAGACCAGGGCAACCUGGAUGCCGCUUACGAGCUGGCUUGUAUUCUCAAGCUGGACGCUGUAGGAAAGGAGGAUUUAAUGUAUGUUGAGGAGCUUUUGCGACUGGCUAGUGGCGUAGAUGAGAAGUGGGUGGGGGGAAGAACAGAGGAGGACCAGCGGAGAGGAAGGGCAAGCGACAAUGAAGGACGAAGGGUCAGACAUGAGAGCGAACGGGAUACCGACAUGGAUGAGGGGGAGGCGCGAAAGGAAAGAGUAGAUGCGAGGAGAGAAGGCACAAUGUUUCCUGAAAGCCGCGAGGCCUUCGAAGAAGAAAGAGAGGGACUUGAAGCGAGCAACAUUUGGGGUUAUGACUCAGGAGGCGCCGUCGAAGCGUCCGAUCAAGAGAGCCAGCCUUGCCAGCGGAAGGCCAAAGAGGCCCUUGCGCUCUUAUGGAUGCAAACCGGGACUCGAAGUCACAGAGCCAACCACGUCUUGCGGCAGCUCGGCUUCACCCACCGCUUGGCCUCCCGCGUCCUGGCCUACCCUCCCUCUCAAUCGCUAGAGGCCUCAGAUCCCGCCCCCCUCUCUCCUUCCGCUGGCAGCUUUCUCCGCGUAUACGACCAUGUACUGCCUCCCGCUGCCUUGCUAGCAAUGCAGCGACUCUUCGGCCCACGCGCCCCUUUCUGGGAGGAGCACGGCUACUUUCGGCGCGACAGAGGGUACUUUUCCUACCUCCUCCCCUUGUCCUUGAAGAGUGUGGGCGACCCGACGUCAUCCUCAUCGUCCUCCCCUCUGCCCCCGAGUAUGGCGGUCGAGGCCGUGGUCCGCGAUCAUCUGCUCCCUCUCGCGCGUGAGGCUUUCCCGCAUCUCUUUUCAUCGCCUGCCUGCUCUGCUCUGUCCUCUUGUUCCUCCGAUUUGUCCCUGACAGCAGAAUGGUGGGCGCACUGCCGGCGUCACGCAGAAGGCCACCAGCUUCAUUUUGAUUCUCUGGAUGAGGGAAAGGGCUUCGUGCGGCAUCCUCUGGUCUCUUGCGUGUUGUACCUCGCGGAAGCGGACGGGGUGGGGG
Molecule: messenger RNA, 1427 nt
Organism: Nannochloropsis gaditana CCMP526
Gene: MBD4
Product: methyl-CpG-binding domain protein 4
Exons: 1
Source: RefSeq, a predicted model, not a curated record